AUGCAUGUAAAUUUCGACUUCGAGACCCGAGUGAAAAUUGUGCUAGCUUCAAUGGCGAUUCACAAUUACAUUAGAAUGAGCGGUAGUGGUGAUGCAGCAUUUCAGAUAGCGCAAGAAGAAUCUUAUAUUCCGCGCAAUGAUGAAGGACUCGAUGAUGCUAUUAAGCCACAUGACGAAGUAUCAAGUAGACAAUGUAGAAAUGACGAUAUGUAUAUGAGUGCAGUACGCGAUAUGAUUGCGGGACAAAUUUUCUCAAGUUAUUCAGAAGGCUUCUGUUUUUUAUUGUCUUACAGAUUAUACAAGCAGUUUUACAUCAACUGUGGUUUGAUGGAGCAAGUGACAGUUGAAAAUGUCCAACUACUUCAUGCAAAAAAUGAUGACCAUGGAGGUGUAGUGGUAGAGCUUGAGGAGCAUAUGGACUCUGAUGUCUUUCUCACACUGCUUAAAACUUCAUUGUCAGAGUGGACAAUGCAGGGAAAGAAGGGUGUUUGGAUUAAAAUACCAAUCCUUCUUGUUAAUCUUGUGGAACCUGCAGUGAAGGAGGGUUUUUGUUAUCACCAUGCUGAAUCUGAUUACGUGAUGCUUGUUAAGUGGAUUCCUGAAACAACAAGCACUAUCCCUGCAAAUGCUUCUCAUAGAGUAGGUGUUGGUGCUGUUGUCUUGAAUCACAAACGAGAGAUGCUUGUUGUCCAAGAGAAGAAUGGGCCAUUACGGGGAAAGGGUAUCUGGAAGGUCCCAACUGGAAUUGUUGACGUGGGUGAAGAUAUCUGUACAGGGGUGAUUAGAGAAGUCAAAGAAGAGACUGGAAUAGAUACAGAGUUUGUUGAAGUACUAGCAUUCAGGCAAUGGCACAAGUCAUUCUUUGAGAAAUCGGAUUUAUUCUUUGUGUGCAUGAUGCGGCCACUAUCUUUUGACAUCCAGAUUCAAGAAGUAGAAAUCGAGGCAGCCAAGUGGAUGCCAUUGGAGGAUGUUGCAGCUCAACCUUUUGCUCAGAAAGAGAGUUUGUUGAAAUACAUUACUGAUUUAUGCAUAGCAAAGGUAGAGAGGGAUUACUCUGGAUUUUCUCCGCAUCCCGUAACAUCAGAUGUCUGUUUUACAAUACAAGAGAUACAACAAUCUAUAGAGGUUAGCCCUACUCUACACAAAUCCUACGGCCCAUGGGUGAAUGGAAAACUGAGUCUAAGGUGA
This is a messenger RNA of Lactuca virosa, 1188 nucleotides long. The record is from the annotation of a GenBank genome assembly. Lineage: Eukaryota; Viridiplantae; Streptophyta; Magnoliopsida; Asterales; Asteraceae.